UUAUACUAUAACAGACUAGUUGAAUGUACAAGAUUCAAGCUAUUCAUAUGUUAUGUCAAUUCCACUUCACAUUGUCAAAUUGGAUAAUCCAUUGGACAAGUAGAGCAAAGCCUGUUUUUGGUAUUGCCUUUGGUUUUGCACUUCAACUCUGUUUUUAUAAAGAUAUGUGGAAACGUUUUCUUGCAAAUGUGCAGCCAAGAAAGAAUUCCCUACCAGUUCAAGGGAGUUUUGAAGAAGACGAAGCAAAAAUGGAACAAAACAGAGACAGUCGACGAAAACAUACAGCAGAAGCGUUUGCAGAGCCGCUUGAAACAAGGGAGGGACUGGAAACCUUCACAAAGGUACACUAUUCUGUGUCUGUUCCGGAUUUAAGACGAUUUCAAGACAACUCUUCCCUGAGAGUAUUGGAGGACCAAAGUGAUGGAAGUGAACAAGACAGAUUCUCCGAGAUUUUGGGUAGAAUUUCGGACACGGAAGAGGCUUUUGAAGCGGUAGAACACGACUGGAUAAAUCAUGUUGCCAACCAUGAGCAAGAAUUUAUCCGUGAAAACGAUUUGUUCUUUUGGGAGGACUCUGAAGAACUAGCAGCGGAGGUAUCAGACUGUGCGAUUGACGAUGGAAAAGUGGGGUUGGAAGGCUCUUAUACAGAACUUACACCAAAACUAGAAAUAUCAACGAAAACUUCUCAAGUCACGAAGGAAGAAGGAGAUGCACGAGAAUCUUCAGCGCAGCCGUUUGUUUGUCGAAUUUUACCAGCUGGAACAAUCCCUUACAUUAGUUCUUCAAAUAUCGAUGGGGAGUAUAUUCGCAUAGUGUUAAGAAGAUUUCAAGAAUUGGGUUGGAGGGACGAUGUUUCACUAACCAAGACUGUUAUUUCAACGGUCGAUGCGAAGAAAAUUAUUAAAGAUACCAUUUCAGUCGUUGCUGCGGAAUCCAACGUUUUAGAUGUUCGUGUUCCAGAAGGUGGUGUUGUUCAUAUUAUUGGUGAUAUUCAUGGACACUUAUAUGAUCUCUCUAGUAUUUUAGAGAAUACUGGCUAUCCCAAUUGUAAGAAUACGCUGCUAUUUAAUGGAGACUAUGUGGACCGAGGAAGUUGGGGAAUAGAGGUUUUGUUGAUUCUUUGUCUACUGAAGUUGUGGGAACCACGAAGAGUAUUUCUUUUGAGAGGAAAUCAUGAGACGUCGUAUUGCAAUGUCAUAUAUGGAUUUCGAAAGGAGUGUAUACAGAAAUAUAAUGUAAAGGUUUAUUUAUCUUGUCAGCAGUUAUUUUGUCAUCUACCUGUUGCUGCUGUUGUUUCGAAUCAUAUUUCAUAUAUAGUCGAUAGAGAUUCUCCUGAACGCCAUUCUGAGAGAGAUGGAAUGAAUGCAAGUGAACGUGCUGGUUCUUUAUGGAAAGGAUGGUGGAAGAACUCGACUAUUCCCGUAGUGUCAACUCCAAAAAGUCGAAAAAAAUUUGCUAUAUUGAAGACACCGUUAGGAUCAAGUGUAGAUAUCGGACAUUAUUUGCACAAAUCUACUGUAGCCUCCAAAAUUGUUCAACAGGAUGUUAUAUGUGGUUCAGUGCCCGACACUUCUCCCAAUAAUUCUAGAGCAGGAUCCGACGAAAGCUUUACUCAACCCCAAAAGAUAUCGUAUCGCUUUUUGACUCCUUUGGAAGAUAAUGAAAGACGAGUUCUUGUUCUGCAUGGAGGGCUGUUUCGUAACUCUUCUGGAAAGUUGGGUACCUUGAAGGAACUUGUACAGAUUCCAAGAAAUCUUCCUGAUCCUACCGGAACGCUGGAAGAUAUACUAUGGUCAGAUCCUGAUUAUAUCUACGGUUUUGGACCAAACCGUAUGCGUGGUGCAGGAAUAGCAUUUGGCCCAGAUAUGACCAAACAAUUCCUUCGCGAUAAUAAUUUAAGUUAUAUCAUUCGUUCCCAUGAAGGUCCGGAUGCCAGAGAGAAAAGGAAGGACUUUCCUAGUUUGAGACAAGGUCAUUCUAUCGAUUUCGUCACAAUUGGAAGAAGAAAGAAAGAAAUUUUUUCUGAAAGCAUACAGAAGGGAGCCUCAAGCUCAGAUUGUGAUUCCAUUGAAACACUUCCUCUUCUAAUUACAGUUUUUUCUGCUCCUGCAUAUCCCGAAGGUCCAAAUGCAAGAAACAAUUUAGGAGCUAUCUGUACCUUAGAUGAGAGUAUGGAACCCUCAUUUGAGACUUUUCAUGCUAAUCAAAGGCCUUGCAAGGCACAAACGACUGCGAUGCUUGUAGAAGACGCAGUGAAGGAUUUACGAGCAGCGGCAUUAGAACGCUCUUCAUUUGGCAGAGUAAUUUUAAAGUUAAGUGGUCGAAACUAUUAAAUAAUAAAUGUAUAAAAUGGAUU
This is a messenger RNA of Galdieria sulphuraria, 2356 nucleotides long. Its product is annotated as serine/threonine protein phosphatase. Lineage: Eukaryota; Rhodophyta; Bangiophyceae; Galdieriales; Galdieriaceae. Gene Ontology annotation, cellular component: cytosol; nucleus. The record is from RefSeq and is a predicted model, not a curated record. The transcript is spliced from 6 exons. Bases 24 to 2333 code for a protein of 769 amino acids. Gene Ontology annotation, molecular function: protein serine/threonine phosphatase activity.